AUGCAGCAUUUGAGGGCAUUCCACUCGCGUCUUCUUAAAGUCGAUCCUGACACGCAAAAGACUUCGAUUGCGGCGCUGACGAAGACUUACGGUGAUGACUCCGUGUUAUCAGCACUAGAUGAAGCAAAGAAAUGUGAUUAUGCGAAGAUUGACUUAGGUCACUGGGCGACAAUCGGGCGUCUUUGGAACAACUCGUCAUAUCUCACAAUUUGA
This is a messenger RNA of Peronospora matthiolae, 213 nucleotides long. NCBI's taxonomy places the organism in Eukaryota, Oomycota, Peronosporomycetes, Peronosporales, Peronosporaceae. The record is from the annotation of a GenBank genome assembly.